UGAAAUAUUCAUACCUGAGGCGGUUUUUAAUUGAAACUUUCACUUGAACUUAAAGCACAAUGAAAGCCACACACUCUGGUCCGAGGAGUUUCCUGUGAGUGCGCACAGAGAAUCCGAGCAGUACAGUACAUAGGAAAUGACUCAUAGGAGUUGAACUGUUAGCGUGGGUGUGUGCGCUAUUAAAACAAGGCGCAGACUCCUCCGGGUGACUCACUCUGAUGCUCGCUUUUCCAUGCUCAAACCUUGCACAGCACGGAUUGUUAAUCAGAUGAACUUUCGGGAAUCGUGUUGCCGACAGCGAACAGCUUUUCUCCCGCAGACAUGAUGUCUUCAAACACUCUCUGCGCGCUCUGUGGACUUAUUAUAGCGGCUGUGACCAAUUUCUACGGUGUAAGCGCACAGAAAAGUUCAUGUGGAAGUUCAGAGUUUUGGAACUCAGAUUUGGACGUCUGUGUGUCGUGUUCAUCAUGCAAACAGUACCCAAAGACACCGUCAUGUAACACAUGUAAAUCUGUGGAGGAGACAUCUGACGUGUGGAAACUGGCAGCCAUCACAAGUUUCUCAGUGCUGGCAGUUGUCUUGGUCGGUGCCGCGUUGAUAAUCGGGGUCAUGGUGCAUCGACGCAAGUCACACAAACGACCUCUACGUGAACCUAUUGAGGAAACAGCGGGGCCACUCUAUCAUGCUUAAACAAUUCACCUCAUCUUCCUCUGAAAACAGAUGUGACAGAAGCAAGGAGCGACUGAUUCAGAGCUGGACGGAGCAACCUCUGAACCAUGAACUGUGUACUCUGACUGCAGGGUCUCCUCUUCAGAACCGGACCAUUUUUAUUUAUUAGAAGAGACGUGCUCGGGGUCUUCCUGCUGGAAUUACAACGAGCAACUCACACCUCUCUAGGAGUAGUUACAACAUCAUAUUAGUGGUAUCAUUCUCAGAUUAAAUGUGCCUUUAUACUCCACUUAAAGGAGAUUUUUUGAUGCAGAAAACCUCUUCAGGGGUUACAUAUGGUUGAUUUAGAAACAAGAUAAAACUAGUCUUUCUUCAGAGAGAUGGAUACUUGCCAAGUCCUCCAUUGUGCUGUUGUGCAGCAGGACUCCGGUGAAUGUAACACAGCUACUGCUGCCUGCUGGGCUGCAUUUUGAUCUCCUGCUAUUCAGCGGGGUUAGAUGGGGUCUUUCUGCCGGUCAGUUACAAAAACAGCCUCUGUAAGAUCAAUCACAUGUGAGUUAGACAUACUGUUAGGCACAUUAAGGCAAUUUGAAUGUAGCUACCUUCACAGACAUGUAUUCUAGCCCUAUGCCCUGCCAGUACCUCAGUGUACCUGUUGUUUUAGUAGCCUGAUACAGUGAUAAAGCUGGUGAUUAACUGUACUCAUCCACUGUUGCUGCCUCCUUGGACCAACUCUUACCCUAGCCUUACAUCGUUGUCUUGUCCUUUUAUAAUGUUUCAAUGCUUUCAGAGAUGCAAGCAUGAUUUCUUUCUCUUAAAAAAAUCCCAGAAAUCAUACAUUUUCUGUCCAGAGAGCUCAUAGGACAGGAUGUUUGAAACACUAGACACGUUCUCAAACUGCUAACAUGUGGGAAUGCUGCGAGGAAUGUACUGUAGUGAAGGAAAUGACACCUACAGAGUUUUGGGUGGAGCCACACAAUCACAAUGCUUACUGACUCUCAGCAUGCAACAGGGCAAAAAGAUAAAUGUUUGUAUGUAUUUUAUUUUGUAGCCAUAAAAAACAGAGAGAAGCAGGGGAUAGUGGUAUUUUUUCACUUCGUUAUAUAACUCAUGCUGUUUGUUAUCUUUAAAACAUGUAGCAGUGUGUGGUUACUCAUAUAUUGUGUGUGACUGAAUGUUUCAGGUCAUAUUUUUAGAUCUGUAUGCCUGUGGGUUAAUUGUCCCCCUCAGGCAGCAAAAAUCACUUCAAAUCCUUUUUUUUCUGUAGUUGUGAAUAUUAUUUAUUUUUUGAGGUAUCUUGCAGAGAUGUGUCGCAUCAUCUGCAAGUGACAAGCACACUUUUUUAAGGGACUCCAGUGAAGAUUUGUGUUAAACUUCCACCAGGCCAGCCAAAUGUUACUGAGCAAUAACUAACAUUUUCUGCUUCUUCUCUUGCUUCCUAUUACUAAUUGUAAAUACUGUACAUGCACUGGCUUCUUUUUCUUACUGCAAUUCCAAUACUUUCUUUAUGUACCAAAUGUAUUUUCACAAUAAAACUGACAACUUCCAAUGAU
Messenger RNA from Notolabrus celidotus (New Zealand spotty), 2222 nucleotides. RefSeq names its product tumor necrosis factor receptor superfamily member 12A. The transcript is spliced from 5 exons. Gene Ontology annotation, biological process: positive regulation of apoptotic process. Gene Ontology annotation, cellular component: plasma membrane. Lineage: Eukaryota; Metazoa; Chordata; Actinopteri; Labriformes; Labridae. Gene Ontology annotation, molecular function: protein binding. Bases 322 to 690 code for a protein of 122 amino acids. The record is from RefSeq and is a predicted model, not a curated record.